This is a messenger RNA of Rhagoletis pomonella (apple maggot), 1361 nucleotides long. Its product is annotated as gustatory receptor 5a for trehalose-like. Gene Ontology annotation, molecular function: sweet taste receptor activity. The record is from RefSeq and is a predicted model, not a curated record. Gene Ontology annotation, cellular component: membrane. Gene Ontology annotation, biological process: sensory perception of sweet taste; detection of chemical stimulus involved in sensory perception of taste. The transcript has 8 exons. NCBI's taxonomy places the organism in Eukaryota, Metazoa, Arthropoda, Insecta, Diptera, Tephritidae. The coding region runs from base 78 to 1361 and encodes 427 amino acids.
GUCGAAGACGUCUUCAUAUAAUUAGCAGAACUAUACAUUUGAAGCGCAAACCGUCACAAAGGCAAACCACAAUUUUAAUGAAUAAAGAAAGCGAGCAGCAGACGAAGGAAGCGUAUAAGGAGGAAACGUGUCGAAACUGGAAAACCCGUGGCAUCCGACGCGGUACACGCACCGAUUUCCUGCAUAAUGGCAGCUUUCAUGAGGCGGUUGGACCGGUGCUUGUUAUUGCUCAGUGCUUCUGUCUGAUGCCAGUGCGUGGCAUACUUGCUGACACGCCGAAAGGAUUAUCUUUUUGCUGGAAGAGCUUUCGUACCUGGUAUUGCAUAUUGUAUACAUUGAUUACUAUCGCUGAUACCGGACUAACCGUAAAUAUGGUCGUAAAAGGUGUGCUGGAUGUGAGAAACAUCGAACCUUUGAUAUUUCAUGCCAAUAUACUUUUGGCUUCAAUUGGUUUUUUGCGCUUAGCCGCCAAAUGGCCAAAGUUAAUGCGAAAGUGGCAACGUGUGGAACGCCAGCUGCCACCACAUCAGACGUGGCGUGAGCGUGAGGCAUUGUCAGUGCGCGUUCACAAGGUGACUUUUGUGCUGAUUACUUUGUCGCUGACUGAACACCUGCUAAGCACCAUUUCAGCUAUUCACUUUGCCAAUUAUUGUCCUUCUCGUAACGAUCCCAUCGAAUCCUAUUUCAUGUCGGUUGUUUCACAAAUUUUUUUCGUCUUGGACUAUUCCCCUUGGCUGGCAUGGGUUGGAAAAAUUUUAAAUGUGCUGAUGACAUUCGGUUGGAGUUACAUGGAUGUGUUCCUAAUGAUAAUAGGCAUCGGACUGUCGUCGUUGUUCGGACAGGUGCAGAGCAGUCUGCAUCGCGUAAGAGGGCAGGUUAUGCCCGAGUCAUAUUGGACACAUACUCGCCUGCAAUAUCGCCUUAUUUGUGAUUUGAUAGAGCAGGUAGAUGCUGCUGUAUCUGGCAUAAUUAUGCUUUCGUUUGCUAAUAAUCUUUAUUUCGUCUGCAUACAGCUGCUCAAAAGCAUGAACAAAAUGCCAUCUGUAGCACACUUAGUCUACUUCUAUGCCUCACUAUUUUUUCUCUUGGGUCGCACACUGGCUGUAUCACUUUAUCUCGCUGAGGUCAACGAUCGUUCGCGCGAACCACUGGAAGUGAUAAAACAAGUACCCAAAGACGGUUAUAACGCGGAAGUCGAUCGAUUUGCGCACGAGCUGGCUAUGGAUACAGUUGCGCUGACUGGACUGCAAUACUUUAAUGUUACCCGGGGACUGGUCUUGACAGUCGCCGGAACAAUCGUUACCUAUGAACUGGUGCUUAUACAAUUUCACGAAGAUCAAAAAUUAUGGAAUUGUAAUUGA